ACCAAGAUGGGGCGGAGCGGGAGUUGCGCAGCGAUUGCGCUGCCGCGCGGGCGGAGGGACUGACGGACGGACGAUGAUCAGCCGGGUGAAGGCAGCGGUCGCCCAGCUGGUCGGGGGCACGGCUUCCAGCUUCAGCCCCGGGAGCUGCCCGGAGUCCAGCCUCAAAUCCAAGUACUCCCGCCCGGCUUUCCUGUUUCUGAGUCCGGAGGAGAGUGAGCGAGCGGCGGAUCACAGCAGCAGACCCAUCCUGGUCCCCGGGCAGGACAGGAGGAAGAGGAGGAAGCUGCUGCCCUGGGAUACAGGAUACGCCGAAGUAAUUAACGCAGGAAAAAGUGUCCUCAACGAAGACCAAGCUGCUCGAGAAACAGUUUGCGUGGAGAAGGGCGAUCGGAAGAACAGCACUGAAGCCAAGACAGUCAAAUGUGAUGGGAGGGCGCACAAGGAAAGGGACGGACUUCAGUUCCAUUACUGGGCACUGUUUGAUGGCCACGCGGGGACAGAUGCAGCUGUAAUGGCGGCCAAGCUCCUUCACCUUCACAUCUGCGAGCAGCUGCGAGGCAUUGUCGACAUCCUGCGAGAUGGUGAUGUCCCACCUCCCAUCUGCCUCACCAGCAACGACGGGGCGGCGAUGGGAACCGGUGCAAAGAGCCCCCAACAUCAGGGGGACUGGGAACCCCCCACAGAUAGUGAGUCACGAUUCCUGCUGGAGAAGGAAAUCUCACACGAGUAUCUAGUUAUCGGUGCAAUAGAGAAUGCCUUUCGACAGAUGGAUCAGCAGAUUGAAAGGGAGCAGAGCUCGCGUGGAAUGCUGGGUGGCUGUUGUGCAUUGGCAGUUGUGUACUUGCUGGAAAAAAUCUACAUUGCAAAUGCGGGUGACAGCAGGGCCAUUUUAAUCCGUAACGGGGAAGCUAUCCCCCUGUCCAGUGAGUUCACUCCUGAAUCGGAGCGGCAGAGACUGCAAUAUUUAGGAUAUUUACAGCCGCAUCUCCUUGGAAACGAGUUCACACAUUUGGAAUUUCCCAGGAGAAUCCAGCAUCGGGAAAUUGGACGUAAAAUGUUGUUUCGGGAUUACAGCAUGACUGGCUGGGCCUACAAGACUAUAGAGGAGGAUGAUCUGAAGUUCCCGUUGGUGUAUGGUGAAGGGAAAAAGGCUCGUGUCAUGGCAACCAUUGGGGUUACUCGUGGGCUGGGAGAUCACAACCUGAAGGUGCACUGUUCCGAUAUCCAUAUCAAACCUUUCCUGUCUUGCGUACCAGAGGUGAAAGUGUAUGAUGUUACAAAGCAUGAACAUGGAGUGAAUGAUGUGAUAGUGCUGGGGACAGAUGGACUGUGGGAUGUAGUCUCGGACCGAGAGGUAGCAGACGCGGUCAUCGGCGUUCUCUCCGACUGCGAGCCUGACGAUCCGAACAGGUUCACACUGGCUGCUCAGGACCUGGUGAUGAAAUCCCGUGGCAUAUUGAGGGAACACGGGUGGUGGAAGUCCGACGACAGGCUGGGUUCAGGCGACGAUAUCUCUGUCUUUGUUAUCCCUCUGUACGGCCAUACGUGAGCUGCUGUUGGACAGCGUCUUUCUGGAACUCUGUCAAGACUGACAAUGGAGCUGUCUGCUUCUAAAUACCCACCCAAUCCCUGUGGCGGAUUCUAUUUUCUUUUUUUUUUUGCUCCUUUUUAAUAAGCUUCCCCUAUCCUCUCAAAAUAUAAUCCUUCCCAGCAGAGGCAUUGACUGAACAAGAAGAACUUGCAUUUAUAUAGCACCUUUCACAACCUCAGGACGGGAUGUUUCAAAGCUCUUUACAGCCAAGGAAGUGCAUUUGAAAGGUAGACAUUGCUGUGAUGUAGGAAAGAUGGCAGCCACUUUGUGCACAGCAAGCUCCCACAAACAGCAAUGCUAUAAAUAACCGGAUUUAUUGUUUUUUAGCGAUGUUGGUUGAGGGAUGAAUUUUAGUCCCGGUUCUUCAAAGUAGUGUUAUGGGAGACAUCCAUCUGAUGGGACAGACAGGGUCUCAGUUUAACACUUCAUCCAAUAGGCAGCACCUAUAACAUUGCAGCACUCCCUCAGUACUCAAGUCUCUGGAGUGGGUCUCGAACUGUCAGUGAAUGUGCUACCCACUAAACCACAGCUGGCAUAUUUGAGGGUACUUGUGCCUGUAGGUCCUGUAGAGGAAUCCUGUUUGUAGGAUGUUUUGCACCCAAUAGCCAAAAUCGUAUCCAGGCAAGGCUCCUGAUCCGAGUACGAUACCUUUUUGGAUGAUCAUCCUGUCCCUGAGUGAGAGCUGAGAUUUCAAACUGUCCUCCUGUACCUAUCUUUUUAUUUUUAACCUCUGGUUUCCAGCCUUUGAGAGAGAGAGAGAUGUUUAUGAAAUAAAAAUUUAAUAUGUUCUAUAAACUUGAAAUAAAAACAGAAAAUGUUGGAGACAGACAACAGGCCCACUUGGUGUUGCCAACCCUCCAGAAUUGCCCUGGAGCAAGCCAGUAUUAAGGAUUAAGCUCCUGGGGCAGCAUUGUAAACAUAACCCUGGUAGAAAAAUCAUAGCGGGCAAUAACAUAUUUUCUAUUUCUUUCAACACUUUAAUAAGCUAUCAAAAUAUUGAAUGGAGGGAAAAGGCUGUUGGACAGACAGCGUAGUUGGAGACAGCAGAUAUGGGAUAUAUCCCCCAGGAAGAUCUCAACCAGAAAUGAAAAGUCCAGUCUGGCUCUUCUUGGAAACUGUAGCUCUGUUGCUCUCUCUGCAGGUGCUGCCAAACCUGUCGAGUGUUUCCAGCACUUCCUGUUCUGAUUUUCAGCUUCUGAAGUAUUUUGCUUUUAUACUUCGAACCAGAACUAGGAACCCCAUGGUCCCCAUUUUUUUUUUUAAAACCGUUGACCACUUUAAUGCUUACACCUCACAAGCUAACUAUCGGUGAAGUUAAUUCUAGUACUUUUAACCAGUUGAACCCUCUGCCUUAGGGCAGCAUCUAACUGUUAAGUAAUUAUUCGAGUGUCUUCACCCCACCUCAAGUUCCAAUGCUGUUCAUUCUGUGUGUGUGUGUGUGAAAGUGUAAAUCCUUAAUUAGAACUGGGAACGAACAACUCUCUGGAUGAAACCACUUUGUAUGCUGGCCACAUGCAUUACUAACAUUUGUUCUUAUAUGAGAAAUAAUGAACCUUUAGAAGAUCUUGGCAGACUGAAGUAGGUCGGGCAUCAGUUGUGCGGAACCCUGUACGCCAUCCAAGGGAACGACAGUCCCCUCUAUGUAUUUUUGGAUCUCUUUCCAAUGCUGAGUUUGUUGUUUUGGUUCAUGACAUUAGUUUUCCAUCUGUGAGCAGAUGAACAAUUGUGAAUAAUAUCUAUAAUCAUAAAGUUAUGAAUAAGAAUAAUGAGCCACAA
Molecule: messenger RNA, 3367 nt
Organism: Carcharodon carcharias (great white shark)
Lineage: Eukaryota; Metazoa; Chordata; Chondrichthyes; Lamniformes; Lamnidae
Product: protein phosphatase 1H-like
Exons: 10
Coding region: 74-1549 (491 amino acids)
Biological process (GO): protein dephosphorylation
Molecular function (GO): protein serine/threonine phosphatase activity
Source: RefSeq, a predicted model, not a curated record